GUAGUGCAGUCAAACAUGAGACUUUUAGAAGCCUUCCAACUUCUUUAUAUAAGAUACAUGAAUGAAGAAGAGUCUUAAAUCUCUUGAGAUUACUCAAGUUAAUUCCAUUUCCAUGGCGCCCCAUGGAUUCUACAACAAUCCCUUUGUGCUUUUUCUAUGUAUGCUUUGUCUACUUACCAUCACAGCUUGUGCAGAUUCGAGAUGGGAUAGUAUGAGAGACAAGUUCUCACAGAAAGAACCAGCAGAAUGGUUAAACCAUGGAGGAGAUUUGUAUAACAGAAGAUAUGCCAGCACCGAAACCAAAAUCAGCCCUGAAACUGCUUCCAAGCUUCGUUUGAAGUGGGAAUUCUAUGCAGGGAAAGACAUAACUGCUACACCAGCAAUCUUCAAUGGUACCCUUUACUUCCCAAGCUGGAAUGGGUACCUCUACGCGGUUAAAGCAUCAGAUGAAUCACUUGUAUGGAAGCAGAACCUGCAGAAGCUAACUGGUCUUAAUGCAACUGGAUUCGUUAAUAAUGUCAACUGGACAGUGUCUAGAGCAACUCCAACAAUAGCCGGUGACAUGCUUAUUAUUGGAAUCUAUGGACCUGCUGUUGUCAUUGCGGUGAAGCAAGCCACAGGAAGGCUUGUGUGGUCCACUCAGCUUGAUAGCAAUCCUGCAGGUGUUGUUACCAUGUCUGGAACCUUUCACAUGGGGAGCUUCUAUGUUGGAACAUCUUCACUAGAAGAAGGCCUCAGCAUUGAACAAUGCUGCAUUUUCCGUGGUAGCCUCUCUAAAUUAGACAUCAAAACCGGUGCUCUAUUGUGGCAGACCUUCACUUCGCCGGAUAAUCAUGGCGAGAGAGGGGAGUAUGCUGGAGCAGCUAUCUGGGGAAGUAGCCCUUCCAUAGAUGUCCGAAGAAAUCUUGUAUAUGUUGCCACUGGUAACCUAUAUUCAGCUCCUCUAAGUAUUCGUGAAUGCCAGGAACAGCAGAAUAAUCAGACUGUCCCUACUCAACCUGACCAAUGCAUUGAGCCUGAUAACCACUCCAAUUCCAUCUUGCUUUUGAUUUAGACUCCGGCAAGAUCAAGUGGUACAGGCAACUAGGAGGCUACGAUGUGUGGUUCUUAGCAUGUAACAAUCUAUCCACCCCUAAUUGCCCACCUGGUCCUAACCCAGAUGCUGACUUUGGGGAGGCACCAAUGAUGCUGAGCAUAUAUGUCAAUGGAACCAUGCGAGAUAUUGUCACUGCGGUUCAGAAAAGUGGGUUUGCGUGGGCACUAGACCGCAACAAUGGCAGCCUCGUCUGGGCCACUGAAGCCGGACCUGGUGGCCUUUCUGGAGGAGGCACCUGGGGGGCAGCCACUGACGGCAUUAGGGUAUACACCAACAUUGUCAAUAGCGACAGUAAGAACUUCACCCUCAAACCAUAUGAGAAAAACACAACUGCUGGUGGAUGGGUGGCAAUGGAGGCCGGUACUGGCAAAAUCCUAUGGUCCACGGCUAAUCCUAGCAAUGCCACCUCCAAUGGUCCAGUGACCAUUGCUAAUGGUGUCCUCUUUGCUGGAUCGACACAUGCAACAGGACCAGUAUACGCCAUGGACGCAGCCUCUGGAAAAAUCCUUUGGUCACACAACACUGGAGCCACUGUGUUUGGAGGCGCCUCAGUGACUAGCGGAUGCAUUUAUGUUGGGAGUGGAUAUCACGUGAACAUUGGAUCAUUUUUUCCAUUCACAAGUGGAACCUCACUCUUUGCCUUCUGUGUGGCUUAAACCCAGGCAUCUUUCAGGUGUGGAACUACCAUAUAUCCAUGAAUAAACACCUUAUAUCAUAUAUUUCUAGUGAAAAUAAAGGGAAGUGUAUCAUGUUAUAUUUGAACUUCUUCAGUAUUGGAUUUGAGUGUUGAAGUGAUUGCAUCAACCUA
Messenger RNA from Vitis riparia (riverbank grape), 1904 nucleotides. RefSeq names its product polyvinylalcohol dehydrogenase-like. The record is from RefSeq and is a predicted model, not a curated record. Lineage: Eukaryota; Viridiplantae; Streptophyta; Magnoliopsida; Vitales; Vitaceae. The transcript is spliced from 4 exons. The coding region runs from base 62 to 1054 and encodes 330 amino acids.